This is a messenger RNA of Paramuricea clavata, 398 nucleotides long. Lineage: Eukaryota; Metazoa; Cnidaria; Anthozoa; Malacalcyonacea; Plexauridae. The record is from the annotation of a GenBank genome assembly.
UGAACGAAACUGAAUUCAAGGCAAAACUACCUAACAAUCCAGAGAAUCUGAGAAAUUGCAGCCCAUCAUCAUUCUGUAGCAAGCCUCAACCGCGCCAUAAGCUUAAUCCCUAUAGAGGACUGACCGCGAUUGUUCCAGAUCAGCGGUAUUUCUUCUUUAAUCAAUGCUUGCCUGGCUGUAUUGCUACCACAAAGAAUAAGGACAUGAAAACGACGCCGUUCUCGGGCACCGAUAAAUAUAUAUCGAUCAAAACCGAUACGGAUUGUUGGCCGUAUACAAAGCCAACCCAACGACAAUCUCAAAAACAAUCAAAAGUGGCGAAGCUCAGCCUGAACACAACGUAUCCGUCAUCUUUAAGACUAAAGGGACGUAGGAUUCAGGUAAACACCAUGUUUUAG